Molecule: messenger RNA, 5872 nt
Organism: Capra hircus (goat)
Lineage: Eukaryota; Metazoa; Chordata; Mammalia; Artiodactyla; Bovidae
Gene: TFRC
Product: transferrin receptor
Exons: 19
Coding region: 809-3121 (770 amino acids)
Biological process (GO): transferrin transport; intracellular iron ion homeostasis
Cellular component (GO): external side of plasma membrane
Molecular function (GO): transferrin receptor activity
Source: RefSeq, a predicted model, not a curated record
CAUUUUAUUUUAUUACGCAUUGCACAAUCCUAUAAUAACAACAAUGACAAAGAACAUCAAAGUUCUAUUCUAUCACCCUAAUAAAUCGCUUGUUUCUAUUUUCUCUUCCAUUCCCUCAUGCAUUAAAAUAUUCUGCAAAGUUCUAUGCCCGUCUUAGUGAUUUAUGGGCAGCUUUUAUACAUCCGAAAUACAAAUUUGCAUUUUCCUUUUUAAAAUAUAGUUGCUUUACAAUAUUAUGUGAGUUUCAGAUGUACAGCGAAGUGAUUUGGUUAUACAUAUAUACAUAUCUAUAUUCUUCGAUUCUUUUCCAUUAAAUAUUAUUACAAGAUAUUGAAUAUAGUUCCCUAUGCUAUACAGUUACAUUUUGCUUUUAAUUCUGUUUUGCUUAUCCUAUUUCUGAAGCUGCAAAACAUAUAUUCACAACAUGGCUUUAGUGCCUACUUAAUAUUCCAGCAACGACAGACACUUUCAAAUAAACAUUUCAGUUUAAGUAUCCAGCAUUUAGGAGUAAACGCUAACACCAGUUGACCUUGCACUGCACAGCCAGAAGAUCGGUCAAGGUUAGACGGCGGGCUCCGGGAGGCAGGGCUACGGCUGCGCGCCAGCUGAGGACGCAAGGAGGAAGUUAGUGCACCGCUCGCCCAACCCCUCCUACACCUGCAGUCUGGCGCCUUUUCCCUUCGACCUCGCGUCGCGGGGUCCCGCGCUCCAGCGGAGGGCCCCCAAUCCGACUGCCUGCCCGCUCCUAGCCCCAGGCUGUCUUUUUCCUGAGCGCCUCUGAAGGUGCUCUUCUGUGUGGCAGCUCAAAAUGAUGGAUCAAGCCAGAUCAGCAUUCUCUAACUUGUUUGGUGGAGAACCAUUGUCAUAUACCAGGUUUAGUCUGGCUCGGCAAGUAGAUGGUGAUAACAGUCAUGUGGAGAUGAAAUUAGCUGCGGAUGAAGAAGAAAAUGUUGACAGUAACAUGAGGGGUAACCAAACCAGUAUCACAAAACCGAAAAGGUUAAAUGGAUAUAUCUGCUACGGGAUCAUUGCUGUAAUCAUCUUUUUCUUGAUUGGAUUUAUGAUUGGCUACUUGGGCUAUUGUAAACGUGUGGAACCACAAGGUGAUUGUGGGAAAGAGGCAGGAACACAGCCUUCAUGCCCAGAGGAGACAGAAGCUUUCGAACCCGAAGAGCAGCUCCCUGGAGUGCCUCGCAUAUUCUGGGCAGACCUCAAAUCAACGCUGUCAGACAGACUGGAUGCCGUAGACUUUACCAGGGCCAUCAAGAUGCUGAAUGAAAAUUCUUAUGUCCCACGUGAGGCUGGAUCUCAAAAAGAUAGCAGUUUGGCUUUUUAUAUUGAAAGUCAAUUACGUGACUAUAAACUCGACAAAGUCUGGCAUGAUGAACAUUUUGUUAAGAUUCAGGUCAAAGGCAGUUCUCAAAACUCGGUGUCUAUAGUGAGUACAAGUGGUGACGGCAGUCAGGCAUACUCAGUGGAGAAUCCUGAGGGUUACGUGGCAUAUAGUAAGGCUGCGACAGUUACUGGCAAACUGGUCCAUGCUAAUUUUGGCACUAAACAGGACUUUGAGGAUUUAAAUAUGCCUGUGAAUGGAUCUUUAGUGAUUGUAAGAGCUGGAAAAAUCACUUUUGCUGAAAAGGUGGCAAAUGCUGAACGUUUAAAUGCAAUUGGUGUCUUGAUAUACAUGGACCAUAGUAAAUUUCCCAUUGUUAACGCAAAUCUUCCAGUGUUUGGACAUGCUCAUCUGGGAACAGGUGACCCUUACACACCUGGAUUCCCUUCUUUUAAUCACACUCAAUUUCCACCAUCUCAGUCAUCAGGAUUGCCAAACAUACCUGUCCAAACAAUUUCCAGAGCCGGUGCAGAAAGGCUAUUUCAAAAUAUGCAAGGAGAUUGUCCUAGCACUUGGGGAACAGACUCUUCAUGUAAGCUGGUAUCAUCACAGGAUAAAAAUGUGAAACUUAGUGUGAACAAUGUGCUGAAGGAGAUAAGAAUUUUUAACGUCUUUGGAGUUAUUAAGGGCUUUGAAGAACUAGAUCGCUAUAUUAUAGUAGGGGCCCAGAGGGAUGCCUGGGGUCCUGGAGCUGCAAAGUCCAGUGUAGGAACAAGUCUGCUAUUGACACUUGCCCGGAUACUUUCCGAUAUGGUCUUAAAAGGUCAGUUUAAACCCAGCAGAAGCAUUGUCUUUGCCAGCUGGAGUGGUGGAGACUUUGGAGCUGUUGGUGCCACUGAAUGGCUAGAGGGAUACCUUUCCUCAUUGCAUUUAAAGGCUUUCACUUAUAUUAAUCUGGAUAAAGCUGUUGUUGGUACUACCAAUUUCAAAGUUUCUGCCAGUCCGCUGUUGUAUUCACUUAUUGAGAAGAUCAUGAAAGAUGUGAAACAUCCACUUACUGGGCUGUCUCUGUAUCGGGACAGCAACUGGAUCAGCAAAGUGAAGAAACUUUCUUUGGAUAAUGCUGCUUUCCCUUUCCUUGCGUAUUCUGGAAUCCCAGCAGUCUCUUUCUGUUUUUGUGAGGACACAGAUUACCCUUAUUUAGACACUCCCAUGGACACCUAUGAGACAUUGAACGGACAAGUUCCUCAGCUGAACAGAGUGGCACGUGCAGCAGCAGAAGUGGCUGGCCAGCUUGUGAUGAAACUUACCCAUGGUGUCGAGCUGGACCUGAACUAUGAGAUGUAUAAUGACGAAAUACUUCGUUUUGUGAAGGAAAUGAACCUAUUCAGAGCAGACAUAAGGGAUAUGGGUCUGAAUAUGCAGUGGCUGUAUUCUGCUCGUGGAGACUUCUUCCGUGCUACAUCUAGACUAACUACGGAUUAUAAGAAUGCUGAGAAAACAGACAGAUCUGUGAUGAGGGAAAUCAAUGACCGUAUCAUGAAAGUGGAAUAUCACCUCCUCUCACCCUAUGUGUCUCCAAGAGAGUUUCCUUUCCGACACAUCUUCUGGGGCUCUGGCUCUCACACUCUGUCAGCUUUACUGGAGCACUUGAAGCUGCGUAAGAAACUUAAUGGUGCUUUUAAUCAAACACUGUUGGAAAACCAGUUGGCUCUGGCAACUUGGACUAUUCAGGGAGCUGCAAAUGCCCUCUCUGGAGACAUCUGGGACAUUGACAACGAAUUUUAAAUGUGACACCCAAAACUUAUACAAGAACAUCAGGGUAGUGUGGUUUCUAGACUUACAUUGGUUAUGCUAAAUUUUCAGUAGGGCUAAAAAACUAAUAUUAAAAAUCUACCCAGUCUUGGUACUACUAGAUGUUGGUCUUUAGGCUGCAGCUUUUAAUACAGGGUAGGUACUUGCAUUUCUAGUUAAAUUGAAUAAUUUUUUAAAAUGUUCACAGUAGAAUAUUUUCUGUGAUUAUCUCUAGACUUUUUAGUGCUUUGUAAUGGUAACUGCCUCUUUCCUGUCAUAGUUCUGAAAAAGUCAGAACCAGUUAUGUGAACUAUUGGUCUAAAUCCUAAGGACUUGAGCUGGUUAUCUUUUGAGCUGGAGGAGGAAGGUGGCUUAGAGUGAUCUUCCAUCUUCAUUUGAUGCUAGACAGACACCAGGCUGUAAGGCUUUACUCUGCCUUCUGUAAGGAUUUAGCUGGUUUCCACCUCUGAAAGUGGAACAGUUCACUUUCAGAAGAGAUGGGACAUGUUUUCUUGCCAAUGAGGUCUGAAAUAGAGGGCCUUCAGCUGCAUAAAACAAGGUUCAACUAUUUAUCACAGGAGUAAGGCCUUAAUGUGGCAACCUCAAGAUUAUCUAUGAAAAGAGGAGACCAGAAAGCCAAAGACCUAGUAUAUUAUAUUUUCCUCUAUCCCUUGUCCCAUAAAUCUUUGUUAGUUUUUUGUUUUCACUUAUUCCAAGGUAUUUUGAAAGAGAACCAGGUUUUAGGUGUUUAAUUUCAAACUCAAUUUAUCAGACUUUAGAGAACACAAUGCCAAAUUUUGGCCAAAGUGUUAAUUUUUUGGAAAAGCUUCCUGUCAUUUUGGCACUGAGAUAUUUAUUGUUUAUUUAUCAGUGACAGAGUUCACUAUAAAUGGUGUUUUUUUUUUAAUAGAAGAUAAUUAUCGGAAGCAGUGCCUUCCAUAAUUAUGACAGUUAUACUGUCGUCUUUUUUUUUUUUUUUUUUAAUAAAAGCAGCAUCUGCUAAUAAAACCCAAUAGAUACUGGAAGUUUUGCACUUGUGGUCAACACUUAAGGGUGUUAAAAAAUAACCGCAAGCCAAAUAAAAUUAUAAAACUCAGUCUUGAGAAUUAAAUUUAAUUAGUGGUUGCUAAUCAAGUUAAACUUCUAUUUAGCUAACCAGAUAAAACUGGCAGUUCUACUAAAUGCAGUGAAUUGUGACCAAGUUAUAAAUUAAUGUCACUUAAAAGCUGUGGUGGUAUUCAUACAUGCAAAAUUUUACAGUUCAAUUUCUCUAAGAUGUAAUUUCAAUUUGAAUUUUGCAAAAUUUCCAGUACCUUUGUCACAAACCUAACUCACAUUAUCGGGAGCAGUGUCUUCCAUAAUGUAUAAAGAACAUGGUAGUUUUUGCCUACCACAGUGUCUGUAUCGGAGACAGUGAUCUCCAUAUGUUACACUAAGGGUGUACGUAAUUAUCGGGAACAGUGUUUCCCAUAAUUUUCUUCAUGCAAUGACAUCUUCAAAGCUUGAAGAUCGUUAGUAUCUAACAUGUAUUCCCAGCUCCCUAUAAAAUUCUCUCUUUUAGUUUUAGUUGCAGAAACAUUUUGUGGUCAUUAGCAUUUGGUGGCUAACUUCAACCACUGUAAAAUAAAACUAUUUCCUUCAAGGUUCUUUGUUUUCAAACUUAAUGUGUUUUGUUAUAUUUGUGGUCUCUCCGGGCCUUCUGUUAGGCAGGAUAGUAGCAUACAUUUAUAAUGUUUGCUGUUUCCAGGUGAAUUUAACUUUAUCCCCUUAUUUGCAUGUUAUCUCCUAUAAACGUAGUUCACACAAGUUUGAAUCCAGAAUUAACCUUUUAGCUUAAAGCAGUAGAAACUUGUACCAGAGUUUGGGGGGAGGGGCAACUGCAGGGUUGAGGGAGGUAAAGUUUGCUAAAAGGUCUUUGAUCAUGUCUCCCCAACCAUCAGUAUUUGGUGGUUAUAAGUUAAACGUAGACAUGAACAAGUAAGUUUGAGACCACAUCAUUUAGGACUUUUUUUUCUACUCACACAUUUUUAUUAUAAACCUGAUAAUCAGCUGUUUGUUCUAAGGCAGUUCAAUACUGUCACCUAAAAAAAAGUUCAUAGGGUAAUCUUAAGAUUCUUAAAUUUAGUGUCAUUUAUGUAAAUUAAAAUAGAUCUAGAUUAAUAUAGCCUUACUGAUUUGUUUGACUAUUCAGUCUGUUUCAGUCUUCCAGUGUUUUAUCUUGAACUGAUACUUAGUGUAAGUGAAAAGGUCAGAGUUGGGAUUCCUGGUUUGAGUAUCAUGCUUUGUCAUUUUAAUGAAAGUUCAGUGACUUCAAGGCAUAUUAUGAAUAACGGGUAUACAUUUUACAGCAGAAAAUUUUUCUGUAGUUAGGAUUAAGUUAUUUGCAAUCAAACAAGUCAUUAUGUGGUAAGGGGCUUAAUAUUCCUGGAAGAAAUGGAUAUCUGACUAAUGCCAACCAGCUGGUCAGAUUUUUUCCGGUUUUAGAUGUCACAUGUAUUUUGAAGGUAAAAGGAUAAAAUGAGGGAGCUUUGUCAUGAUUCACUAUUCUAGAACUUGCAUGACCUUUAUUGUGUUUCCUCUGGAAUGUUGUUGAAAUUUUAGUUUACUAAAAAUAGCGUAUUAGCCAAUGUACUGCUCAGCUGUAUGUUUGUGAACAAGUGAUAUGCCCUUAAAAUUGUAUACAGUCUGGUAUGUGCAACAAUGUGGAGAUUCCUCAAAUGAUUUAAUAAAAUGCUUGAACACUGA